AAGGUGGGAUCGGAUCACGGUUCACGACACAACAGCUGUACACUCACGGAAGAGAUCGUUAACAAUUCAGCCAUGCACGGGAUGUCAUUUCAUUUUGGUUUCCGGGAGGUCAUACUCUUUGACAAAUGGAGAACGACGGACUUGACGGGCAUCCUUUGGUCCAUGAUUGGCAUCAUCGUGAUGGGAGUGAUUUAUGAGGCUUUGAAAAAUUACAGAGAGUACCUCAAUUUCAGGACUUCUGUUCAGAAAAUGACAGCGCCAAGGAGAAAGAGGAUGUUCUCGUCGGUACACGUUUUCCAAACUGUUCUGCAAGGAUGCCAAGCAGUGCUGGGAUACUUUCUGAUGUUCAUAUUCAUGACGUACAACGUGUACCUGUGCAUCGGCGUCGUUGUCGGCUCGAUGCUGGGCUAUUUUCUGUUUGGCUGGAAGUACGCGAGGUGUGACGUCAACGAGUGUUGUUCGUAA
Copidosoma floridanum is the source of this 465-nucleotide messenger RNA. Its product is annotated as high affinity copper uptake protein 1. Gene Ontology annotation, cellular component: membrane. Gene Ontology annotation, biological process: copper ion transmembrane transport. NCBI's taxonomy places the organism in Eukaryota, Metazoa, Arthropoda, Insecta, Hymenoptera, Encyrtidae. The record is from RefSeq and is a predicted model, not a curated record. Gene Ontology annotation, molecular function: copper ion transmembrane transporter activity.